AUGCGGCUGCGACGGUUCCUGCUGCGGUAUCACCCACCAGGUGUCAUUCUUGAGUAUACAAAGGGCGGGGAGCAGCGGUCCAAGUGCAUUGACCUUCUGGACCUUGAUGAGACCACAAAUUUGGACGAAGUACUGGACGAAAUCACACAGCGGGAGGCCCUCAUCACGGAGCGACGCAAACCACAGCUCAAACAGCUGCUCACCCGGUUGCAACAGCAGCUAGGAGCAUUGGCAUCCCACAAGCAGCUUGCGCUGUCCAAGGUUGUGAUCAAGGCACAUGUCCUGCCGUUGACCAACAUUGCACUGAACAAAUCUGGCACAAGGUUAAUCACAGGCAGCUAUGACCGCACCUGCAAGGUGUGGAACACCUCAACUGGAGAGGAGCUGUUUAGCUUGGAAGGCCACAAGAAUGUUGUGUAUGCUGUAGCUUUUAACAACCCCUUUGGCGACCGCAUUGCCACCGGAUCCUUUGACAAAACAUGCCGCGUGUGGGAUGCGGAGACGGGCAAAUGUGUUGCGACACUGCGGGGCCACAAGACGGAGAUUGUGUGCCUGCGCUUUGAUUACCACAACACGCUCCUGGCCACUGGAAGCAUGGACCGCACAGCGCGCAUCUGGGACACGGCCUCAUACACAGAACUCGCCACAUUGCAGGGCCACACGGCAGAGAUUAUCUGCAUGCGUUUCACACAGGACAGCUCCAUCCUUGUCACAGGGUCGUUUGACCACACGGCGAUACUGUGGGACGCGCGGCGUGGGGAGCGAUUGCAUACACUCAUCGGACACCAGCGCGAGCUCUCUUCCCUCGGCGUCAACUUCGAGGGCACCGUUGUUGCCACCGGUGGCAUGGACAACACGUGUCGUCUGUGGGAUGCCCACUCCGGCGCUUGCAUCACCACCAUCACUGCGCACAGCGAUGGGGUGCUGGAUGUGGCGUUUGACUGCACGGGCCGCUUGCUGGCGACGGCGUGUGCUGAUGGCACCAUCAAGGUGUUUGCCACAGACACCUUUGACAUGCUCGUGUCCCUGCACGGUCACGAGGCAGACAUCGUGAAGAUUGCGUUCAGUCCGCUGGGAGACCGGCUCCUCUCGUCGAGUUCAGAUCGCACCGCCCGCAUCUGGGACGUGGCGACGGGGAGAUGCAUUCAGGUGCUGGAUGGGCAUACGGAAGAGUUGAUUUCGUGCAGCUUUAACUAUCACGGCAACAUGGUGAUCACAGCAAGCAAAGACAACACUGUGCGCAUCUGGAGAUAG
This is a messenger RNA of Salpingoeca rosetta, 1254 nucleotides long. RefSeq names its product WD repeat-containing protein 69. Gene Ontology annotation, cellular component: U4/U6 x U5 tri-snRNP complex. Gene Ontology annotation, molecular function: U4 snRNA binding; protein binding; U6 snRNA binding. Gene Ontology annotation, biological process: mRNA splicing, via spliceosome. The transcript is spliced from 13 exons. The record is from RefSeq and is a predicted model, not a curated record. NCBI's taxonomy places the organism in Eukaryota, Choanoflagellata, Craspedida, Salpingoecidae. Bases 1 to 1254 code for a protein of 417 amino acids.